Molecule: messenger RNA, 2769 nt
Organism: Coccidioides immitis RS
Lineage: Eukaryota; Fungi; Ascomycota; Eurotiomycetes; Onygenales; Onygenaceae
Exons: 2
Coding region: 269-2191 (640 amino acids)
Source: RefSeq, a predicted model, not a curated record
UUUCGAAUCUCCCAUUUGGCGUGUGCGUGUGCGUUUCGAUAACAUCGACAGAGGCGGUGGUGGUCAAUCCGUGGGAUUGUUUGACAUAGACCGCUAGUUGUGUCUGGAAUUGGACUCAUCGAUUGCCCUUUUCUUUCAUCUGGGCUUACGCCUCCAACAGUCACACUGCUGGUGUGGAAGGGAUCUCCUCUCUGGUUUUGGUGACUAUUGAGAUUGGGCUUUUUCAGCGGAAUAAUUCGUGGUCUAUUUACGACCUCGUCUUUUGUGAAUGUACCGUCAUAAGGAUGAGCCAUCAGCCCCUCGAGCAUCCGCAACGGCGGGAGAAGCGAAUAUUGAACCAGACAUGAGGUUCUAUCGUCAAAGCAGAACCAGCUCUCCGUGCUGGAAUUCAAAACUGGGCGACACGUCAGACCGAAAAGGCCGUCGAAGCGUCUCCUGCGAAUUCCAAUCUAGCAGGGCUUCUGCUCCAAUGUCGGAUAGAAACACCCAGCUCUCCCGGGACCAACGGUUCCAAGGUCAUUCCCACUCUUCUCUGCCGUCGUCAAAGGCAAAACGCAGUGCGUCCCAUACGUCUCUCCGCUCAGAACCUUUGUCAGCGAUGCGUGCAACGUCAAGAUCAAAUCACCCACUGCAACUCUUGUCAUUUGAGUCUCUGGGGAUAUCAAACUCUUCACUGGCUUUCACACCAUCUCAGCCCAAUGACAGGAACUUCUACCGUCCUGUGACAGAUGCUUCUUCAAGCAUCUCCUCUCCCCUACCAUCCUCAUCCCUCUGCAUAAAGCCCGACAAUCCCUACAGAUCGCCGUUACCCCUCACGCCGCCAGAAACUGAGGACAACGUCCUCUGGAACCCAAACGCACAUCAACUCAUCCAGCCAUCAUCACAUCACAGCAGCCCACCUUCUGAUGAGCACGAUUCUGGCCAUUAUCUGGAAGACCUUAGAGCAAUGGAAAGCUCAGAAUCAGAAUCCAACCCUGAGAAAAAUGGACAGGGAGCCUCCUUACCUCUUCAAAAUGCAAGAAACAUGACAACCUCAAUGCCUGUUUCAAAUGGGAAUCAGUAUCCUGAAGAUAAUUCUGACGAAUGGCUGCAGGAUGCUAUCUUACCUGCAGUAUCAUCACUCCCUAUCCCAAAGUCUCCAGGAGAAUCCGUGCAGCUAGUUUCCCAAACUCUUCCAUGUCCACCUUCUGAAUCUUCAGCAACCGCGUCACCAAGAUCCGCCUUUACACCUAUCGUCAAAGCAAUCCAGAGUCGGCUUCAACCCGGCAAUUCUCCAUAUAUCAACAUUGUACACGCCGUACCGCCUAUGUUCAAUCUCAGCAGCUUGCCGACUUCACCUCCAAGCACACCUCACCUGCUUUUCUCUGGAGAUGACUACUUCAGCAAUACUGUGUUUUCAAGUGCUGCCGUCGUCCCAGGAUAUCCCACCGAUCAGAUAAAUUCCCAGCCCUCCGGAGGACAUCAUCAUUUAUCUUCCCCAGUCGUCCCUCCAUUCAGUGUGCACAUAGCCGUCAUCGAACGGUAUCUCCCACCUUCGUCCAUCCAAGAGUAUCAGUCCUUACUGUUAAACAAAGGCCCGUCGGUGUUGCUUGAUCGACUUCUCGAACUUUCUACAAACAGGGGGAGCCUGAUGUUCAUAUACCCCACGAGAAGGGGCGCCGAGACGUUCAGAGACAAGUACCUGAGUCCCAUCCUCGAUCCUCUCCUCCGCCAAAUGGCCGUUGUAAACGGUUUAUCGGCCGAUGUGGGGAACGCAUUAGGUCGCAUAGCAUCCAUCGAGUACAUGGAUGACUUCGCAGGAAUGAAAGCCCGACUCCUCGCUCUGUGCGAUAGCCUCAGUUCAAGAAAUCAAAGCUCGUCCGGUCUAGCUUCGCGCAGGACAAAUUUCACCCUCGCCUACGCGGGACAGACGACGGUGCAGGUCGACCGGAAGCUCUGGACCGAGUGGUACAUCCAGCAAGAAGCACCGCGUGCUAAGGACAUCCUCAACCGUUUCUGGCGCAAGGGCCAUCGUAUGCCGGACCGUGCUUUGAUGAACGCGGCGCAGAGGCACCCGACGUCUCAGGAGAUCACGGGCGCGUCUCUUCUGCGGGAAAUCCUCGAUGGAAUUCGUCACCGGGCCUAUCCCGAUGGGUGCGAGCCGGAUUGUGGGUUGGAGCUGGGUGUGUUUGUGAUUCGCAGAUCGCUUUAAAGCAUUGGCAGACAGGCGUACAGAUGGUCCUCUUUACAGAUACAGAUGGGGGAAAGGCGGGGAAUAAAAUAAAAGGGAGCCAAAACAAAAAAAAAAAGUUUCUACAUUUAUAUUGGGAUGCUCGGGCAUGUUGUUUCUCUUCAUAUUUGGGAUUUCGGUAAAUAGCGAUACGAUCAAGGCAGCAGGGAAGGCGUAUUUCUCAUAUGUGUGUGUGUGUGUGUGUGUGUCUCUGUGUGUGUAUUGAGGGAAUUACUUUGCAGCAGGAUACUUCAUUUUGAAUGUCCAGCUCUUUUCAUUUAACAAUACCCAUUUUCUUUUUCUUUUUCUUUUUUUCCUUUUACCUUUGUUUUGCUUUUAUUCCCCUCUCAUGUUUUUUCACUUCCAAGUUGUCAAAUGUGUGUAUUACUCAUUGUCAUGGUCGGCAGUAUGGGAUGGGGGAGUGUCAGAAGAUGGAUGAAUUCAUUUCUCUCGUGUUCUCGUGCAUUUUUUUCCCUUUUUUUUUUUUUUUUUGUCUUUUCUUUUUUCUCUCUUCAUGUGUUGCAGAAUCAAAACUGACAUAAUUCAUAUCUUCACCUAUU